GUAAGACGACCAUGCAAUCCAAAUAGACAGCAAGAAAGGGGCUAGAGGAGCCAUGGCGGACUGGUCCUGCGUUCUAGAGAUCCAGACAUGAUACGACGUAUGUACGAACUCACUUGGCAGGCGCGGCCUGGGCGGUGUAGGUGGGGUAGGCGGGAUGAGUGGGUUGGAAAUACCCGGGCCCGAAGUGCAGAAGAUUGCAGGCGUCGUCCUGCCGUCAGCACCGGUGAAGUUCCAGUUGGAAGCACUGCAGCUGCUGUGCGUCAAACACCAUGGCUUUCGAGGCCACAGCAGCUCCGUGCAGCCCGUAUACGUCAUGCUAGUCACGCCGGCGCUCGUCAAGCCGCCGCCGACCACGUAGGUGGGCAGGCAGCUGCACACGCCGUUGCCCCAGUCGCCGUUCUUGACGUACGUGCACCUGCCGGGUGCGCGGCUGUACAUGUCCACUUUGCCCACCAAGUAGCGACCAGAGUCGUCCCACAGUGUGCAAUGCGGGUCGGCGUUGCAAGAUGCCUCCGCACUUGCGGGUGCUGUCUGGUAGGCUUGCGAAAGAUCCGGAUCAUAUUUGCUUUCAUCCCCCUGCGCGUCUACUAGCAUGGUGUAACCUGCCUUGGGCAGACACCCUGCAUGUGCAUGCGUGGCAGUGCGAUGUGGAGGGGGCAAGGUGUGGAGGCCAGCAGCUUCAGAGCUACGAGGAGUAAUAAGCAAGGUGUCGAGGUAGUCGAGGCCAGCUUCAGAGCGAGGAGAAAUAAGCAAGGUGUGCGUGGAGGCCAGCAGCUUUAGAGCGAGGAGUAAUAAGCAAGGUGUGGAGGCCAGCUUCAUUCAGCGCGCAGAGCGAGCGAUGUCGGUUAAAACGACGCACAGCCCCCCUACAGCCGCCAGGCUAAUUUUUUCGCUCAGCCAGACAGCUUUUGCAGGCAAGAUGCUUGUCGUAGGCAGGUCUCUUCCAGAUGGCUAGCCACCCAACACCGGUCGUAUGAUGACGCCCGGUGCUGUUUUAACUGAGAAGGGGGGAGAAGGGAGACGGAGGCGGGUGUGGGGGCCGACGAGAGCGGGCCUUGGUCAGACGCGGUCGGUGUUGCCAGACGGUGUUGCCACACACGUGCGCUCCGCAGAAGUUGUUGUCGCCGCUGGGAUACGGUCUUGUUUAGUUGUUUUCUUGGUCUAGGCGGUUAGAAGUAAGGAUACAGAAAGUAAGGGGCGCCGGGUGCUGACACGCACCGGCGCCGCACAGGCGGGCUCGGCUUGCAAGGACCGGGCACCAGAGGGCAGACGCUGUCUCACUCAACGCUGGCCUGUCCUGCGCACUCCACGAUGUGGGAGCUAGAGGUGGGGAAGGAAGAAUAUCCUUUCGGGGGAGUCGGCUUGGCCGGGAUUGGGGCACGGGGCCAGAGCAGGUGGGUCUUGAGGGGUAGGAGGAGAGAGAGGGAAAGAGAGGAAGGCCAGGGGAAGGCGACCCACAGAAUGCUACCGGAACUUAGUUUAGGCCUGGCUGCGUCUCCGCUGGCUAGGGUUAUCCGCUGUCUUGACUUGUUUUUGCUUGACGAGACCCUCCCGCCGGUAGGGGCACAGGGGACUGGUCACGGCAGUGGCUAGGAGCCUGCUGCUAAUUUAGGCGUGCGCGGGCGACUUGGGACAGAUUGCUUGACGCCGGAAAGGCCAGUUGCAGUGACGGCGCAGCCGUCACUGACGGGGGCGGACCUGUAACGGAAACCUGUU
Messenger RNA from Chlamydomonas reinhardtii, 1716 nucleotides. RefSeq lists its product as uncharacterized. Lineage: Eukaryota; Viridiplantae; Chlorophyta; Chlorophyceae; Chlamydomonadales; Chlamydomonadaceae. Bases 155 to 358 code for a protein of 67 amino acids. The record is from RefSeq and is a predicted model, not a curated record. The transcript has a single exon.